Messenger RNA from Colossoma macropomum (tambaqui), 2337 nucleotides. It is a transcript of the gene moxd1, whose product is annotated as monooxygenase, DBH-like 1. Gene Ontology annotation, biological process: norepinephrine biosynthetic process; octopamine biosynthetic process; dopamine catabolic process. Gene Ontology annotation, cellular component: secretory granule membrane. The record is from RefSeq and is a predicted model, not a curated record. Gene Ontology annotation, molecular function: dopamine beta-monooxygenase activity; copper ion binding. Lineage: Eukaryota; Metazoa; Chordata; Actinopteri; Characiformes; Serrasalmidae.
AUGCGGCCAAAGCGCCUUGGUCUUCUCUCGGUUUCACUUCGGACGGGGCGACUUACUUUCCUUAACAUGCGCGAGAAGGGGCUUUUCGGCGCUGCGGUGUUGCUCGCGACCCUGCUCUGCUCGGGGAGGUCUCGAGGACACGGGUUCGAGCACUCCGCCGCCUUGGACGCCGGUGGGAGAUACGUAGUGAAGUGGAAGUUUGAUGAGACGAGCAUCACGUUUGAAAUCGAGGCGGAAACGAUGGGCUACAUAGGCUUUGGCUUGUCUCCAAACGGCGCCAUGGCUUCAGCUGAUCUUGUGAUUGGAGGUGUUGCCAAUGGGAUACCUUACCUCCAUGACUACUUUUCAGAUAGCAGCAGGGUGGUCCAUAAAGACCCGGUGCAGAGCUACAAGCUGCUGUAUGGGAAAGAGAACCACACACACACUGUGUUGGCCUUCAGCAGAGACCUGCAGACCUGCGAUCCCAAAGACAGAGACAUCACGAGUGGUACGAUGCGGGUGAUCUGGGCGCUCCACAGUGAAGAUGUGGGGCCUUCAGGGCCGAAGUACCAUGGCAUAAACAGAGGGAGGAAGAGCUUACGCUUUCUAAACCCUGGAACCAGCAGAAAGGUUCCACCUGAGACAGCCACCGUUGACCUGCUGAACGUUAACGUUCCAGUACCUGACAAGGACACAACGUACUGGUGUCAAAUGUUUAAAAUGCCAGAGGUGCAGAAGAAGCAUCAUAUUAUCAGAAUUGAGCCGCUGAUCCAGAAAGGCCAUGAGAAUUUGGUGCACCACAUUCUGCUGUACCAGUGUGAUAGUUCACUGAAUGAGAGCGAACUGGACAUGGGCCAUGAGUGCUUCCAUCCCAACAUGCCCGACUCCUUCACCACCUGUGAAACUGUCAUCUUCGCUUGGGCCAUUGGUGGGGAGGGGUUCACUUAUCCGGUACAUGUGGGAAUGUCAAUAGGAACAGACAUUGAUCCAGUCUAUGUGCUGAUGGAGGUGCACUAUGACAAUCCAGCCUUACAGACAGAAGUGGUGGAUAGCUCUGGCCUGCGCCUGUACUACACCCCCAGGCUGCGGACCUAUGACGCAGGGGUGAUUGAAACAGGUGUAUGGGUCAGCCUUUACCACAUGCUGCCUCCCGGCAUGCAGGACUACAUCACUGAGGGACACUGCACUCAGGAGUGCCUGCAGGAGUCUCUAGACAGUGAGAUGCCCAGUGGUGUGUGGGUGUUUGCGGUUCUUCUCCACGCUCACCUGGCGGGCAGGGCUAUCAGGACCAGACACUUUCGCGAGCAGGUCGAACUGCCUCCUCUGGCCUCAGAUGACCAGUUCGACUUCAACUUUCAAGAGUUCCAGCCUCUCAGCCCCGAGCGGCUGAUUUUGCCCGGGGACUCCCUAAUCACUGAAUGCAUAUAUAACACCAAAGACAGGCGAAACAUGACUUGGGGCGGCUUGAGUACAAGAGAUGAGAUGUGCUUAUCUUACCUACUGUACUACCCAAGAAUUAACCUUGCCAGGUGCGAGAGCCUUCCAGAAAUCACUGGCCAGCUCAAAUUCAUUGGAGUUAAACAAAUCCAGAGCCCUCUUACGACCUGGCCUUUUGUUAUAAAGAGUCCAAAGAGAUACAGCAAUCUCUCUUUCACUGAAGCCAUGGACAAGUUCCGAUGGACCAAGAAGAGAGCAAAGGCCUUCAAUGAAGUCGUGCUGAAUCUCCCUAUGAAUGUGCGCUGCUCCAAGAUAGGCCUGGACGAGUGGGCGAUUCAAGGCAUGAUUGUGUCUCCACCGAAACCCAAAUCAGUGCGACCUCCUGCUGUUGCCACAUGCAUGAAUGGCUCUGAAUGUCAGUGGCAUUGUACAAUCUCUUAUAUCCUCAUCACAGCUCUUAUGGUACUACUGCAGUUUAACUCACAGCUCUAACUUCCACGCAUACCACUCUUACCCAAAGCUCAACAAAGAUCUGUUCUUCCUCCCAGCAUAAACUCUGCAACACUCUCUUCACUUUUUGACACUUCUUCAGAAGCAAAUUCAAUUCUCCAGAGUAAACUUUGUCACUAUGUGCGCGAACACACUGACUGAUUCACCCAAAUUUAACAAGACGCCAUAUGAGUCACCCUAGUUGCACUCCUCCCUUUUUAACAAAGAGCCAUUUCUAUGUUUCAAUUGCACUACAAAGCAUCGUUUGAUUUAUCACUAAUGCCUCCAUGUCGCUGGAAGCUCACAAAGACUGCAGCUGUAUCUCAACAGAGCUUUUUCAUUCUUGUACUCCAUCCUGAAUGAAGUAAGUAGAGAGCGUAAGUGUACUUAGCCACAGCACCAUUUGGGAUUUGACUAUAUUAGUUUCACAGC